Messenger RNA from Rubroshorea leprosula, 765 nucleotides. Lineage: Eukaryota; Viridiplantae; Streptophyta; Magnoliopsida; Malvales; Dipterocarpaceae. The record is from the annotation of a GenBank genome assembly.
AGUUGACAGUAAAUUAUAUUUUAAGUUCUUUUUAAACCAAUUCUCUCUCUUUCCCCCUUUUCUCUCCCUUCUCUCCUGCCUCUGCCUCCCUUCUCCGCCGCUGUGUUGUUUUUGCUCGGAAGCCUUUGAGCUUCCGAGGUUUUGAUGCUUGAGCCGCCGGGUUUCCUGGCCGUUCAAGCAUGGUUGGAGCCGCCUUGUGCUCCCCCCUCCGACGACCCUCCCGGGUCUGUCGGUUUUUGGGUCCCCUUUGGUGACCCCUUUGGUUUUCUUGUUUGUUCUUAUUGUUUGGUUUUUAUGUUUCUUGUAUAGUUUGUUUUUCAGAUCUGGCGACUCUCGCUCUCUCCUGCAGAUCUUGUUAGGGGUUCGCUGUUUUUUUGGGUUGUUUGCGGAUUCGGCGGUGGUCCCUCCAUCCGGCAGCUUCUCGGUGGGGUUGCACGCGGGGGAUCCUAGAUCUGGCAACCUCGCGACCCACCUGCUGCCUCCGUCGGAUCGGGUCUCUGCAUCGGCAUCCGGGAGCCUGGCGCACCUUCCACAUGGGUAGAUUGAAGGGUGUCCCGUUCGGAUCGCUCGACCGAAGGCCGCGGAAUAACUGGGUCCUUAGUGGUUGUUCGAGUGUCAUGUGCACCUCCCUUCGGCCUCUGGAUUUGGGUCUACUCUAAUUUCUUGCUCCUGUUGUAUUUUUACUGUUUAUUUAUCCUGUAGAUGCCGUAUGGCAGUGUUUGAAUUGAUCCAUUUUCGUUAUGUUAAAAAAAAAAGUUCUUUUUA